Molecule: messenger RNA, 757 nt
Organism: Parasteatoda tepidariorum (common house spider)
Lineage: Eukaryota; Metazoa; Arthropoda; Arachnida; Araneae; Theridiidae
Source: RefSeq, a predicted model, not a curated record
CAUACUCGCAUUAGUGUAAGGAAGAAAAUUAAUCUUAUCGAAAAGAUAAGAAAACUCAAUAUAAGAAAUUUAUUGGGGCGAUAUCUUUAUUCCGCGUUAUAUAAUCACUUCAAAACACAUACCCUGGCCAUCAAUUACUGGAUUAUUUAACAUGGAGGCUGACAGAAGUGAUCCCCCACUAGUCUGGACACCAAAAGAAAAUUCUGGAUAUGAAAUGAAAAGAUUUAUGAAAAGAAUUGAACAGAAAUAUUCUCUGAAAUUUAAUGGAUAUUGGGAUUUUCAUAGGUGGUCAGUUGAAAACAUCAUUGAGUUUUGGUCCGAAAUGUGGGAUUACACUGGAAUCGUAUGCACAAAAACAUAUGACAAAGUAGUAGAUCUAACUGUUCCAAUGGAAGAAUGCCCUAAAUGGUUUGAAGGAGCCAGAUUGAACUACACGGAAAACAUACUAAGGCACAGAGAAACCAGAGUUGCCUUCAUAUUUGCUGGUGAGGAACAAGAAACUGAGAAGGUAACAUUCAAUCAAUUAUUUGAUGAAGUAUCGCUGUAUGCAGCUGCUCUGAGAAAGAUUGGAUUCAAAAAAGGAGACGUAGCGGCAAGUUACAUUUCGAACAAAAAGGAAGCAAUUUUGACAAUGUAUGCUGUGGUCAGUAUUGGGGGUAUUUGGACAGGAGCUUUACCCCAACUUGGUUCUAAGGUAAGAUACCCAUCUAUGAUACAUAUUUUUAAUAAUAUUAUUUCAUAAUCGGAUAUAACGAAA